GGAGCGCUCGGCGAGCGGAGCAGGUGCUGGGGCAACAGCGGGACGGCCCCACGACGACCCCGGCAAGGCCCGGGUCGGAGCAGCGCGCGAGGGGCGCACACGCCGGGGCGGCUGGGGCGGCGCGUCGGGCCCUGCCGGCAGGUGAGUGCGCGCCGCCGAGCGUCCCGCGCGCAACUUCAGGAGCGCACUGGGCCCGGCGACAGCGCGCGGCUUCCGGGACCCAGCGCAGGGCGCGCGGGGCCGCAUGGAGGCCACGGAGAAGCAGCAUCUGUUGGACGCCAGGCCCCGAGCCGGGUCUUACAAGGGAUCUCUGAAGCAGGAUGGGUCUGGCUGGAUCCCUCUGCCUCCACCUGGCCUGGACUUGCAGGCCAUUGAGCUAGCCACUAAAAGAAACCAUUACUGCCACGCCCAGAAGGGUCUUGACAGUCACUGUGACCCCAAGAAGGAGCGAGCAGGGCGCCAGCUCUGUGUGGCUUCUGCCAUCUGCCUGGUGUUCAUGAUUGGGGAAAUCAUUGGUGGGUACCUAGCACAUAGCUUGGCGGUCAUGACAGACGCAGCCCACCUGCUCACUGACUUUGCCAGCAUGCUCAUCAGCCUCUUCUCCCUCUGGAUGUCCUCCCGGGCAGCCACCAAGACCAUGAACUUCGGCUGGCAGCGAGCUGAGAUCCUGGGAGCCCUGCUUUCUGUGCUGUCCAUCUGGGUCGUGACUGGGAUACUGGUGUACCUGGCGGUGGAGCGGCUGAUCUCUGGGGACUAUGAGAUUGAGGGGGGAACCAUGCUGAUCACGUCAGGCUGUGCUGUGGCCGUGAACAUCAUAAUGGGGUUGACUCUUCACCAGUCUGGCCAUGGGCACAGCCAUGACACCAGCCAGCAGCAGGAGAACCUCAGUGUCCGAGCUGCCUUUAUCCAUGUGAUUGGAGAUUUUCUGCAGAGCUUGGGCAUCUUGGUGGCAGCCUAUAUUGUAUACUUCAAGCCAGAGUACAAGUGUGUAGACCCCAUCUGCACCUUCCUCUUCUCCAUCCUGGUCCUGGGGACAACCAUGACCGUCCUGAGAGAUGUGAUCCUGGUGCUGAUGGAAGGGACCCCCAAGGGCGUGGACUUCACGGCUGUGCGGGAUCUGCUGCUGUCUGUGGAGGGGGUGGAAGCCUUGCACAGCCUGCAUAUCUGGGCGCUGACCAUGGCCCAGCCCGUGCUGUCUGUCCACAUUGCCAUCGCUCAGAAUGCAGACGCCCAGGCUGUGCUGCUGGCGGCCAGUGCCUGCUUGCAGGGGAAGUUCCACUUCCACACCAUGACCAUCCAGAUCGAGAACUACUCUGAGGACAUGAAGGACUGUCAGGCAUGCCAAUGCCUGUCGGACUGACUGCCUGGCCAGGUGCCAACUGGGGCGUGGACAGGACCUGCAGAUGGCGGGGCUGAGUGUCCCCCAGGCCCAGCCAAGACUCUGCCUACCCCGGCUGUAAACCGGGGUCCCUCUCCUGACCUCUGCUCCAUGUUCACUGUGGAGGAGCCUUGCCCCACUCCAAGGAUGGGGCUCUUCCCCUAAAUCCCCCAUCUGACUACAGCCAGCCUCAGGAUGGGGACUCGGCAGGUGCAAAGCUAGUGUGACCCCGCUGCUCCAGCUCCUGGGUCGGCUCCUGGCGGGGCUGGGUUUGUGCCUAAUCCUCAGCUAAUGCUCUCCUACCACCAGCCUCGGGAAAUGCAGGGAGGCACAUGAGGAGUGAUAGAGGAGACUGGCCUCAACAUGCCCUCGCCUACCUGUUCCAUUUCCCUUUUUCAGUGUGUCUCGCCUUUGCCUUAUGAACCUCUAAAGAAGCUCUGGAACAGA
This is a messenger RNA of Ceratotherium simum simum (southern white rhinoceros), 1825 nucleotides long. The record is from RefSeq and is a predicted model, not a curated record. NCBI's taxonomy places the organism in Eukaryota, Metazoa, Chordata, Mammalia, Perissodactyla, Rhinocerotidae.